Volvox carteri f. nagariensis is the source of this 2053-nucleotide messenger RNA. RefSeq lists its product as uncharacterized. Lineage: Eukaryota; Viridiplantae; Chlorophyta; Chlorophyceae; Chlamydomonadales; Volvocaceae. The record is from RefSeq and is a predicted model, not a curated record. Gene Ontology annotation, molecular function: proton transmembrane transporter activity. Gene Ontology annotation, biological process: proton motive force-driven ATP synthesis. The coding region runs from base 23 to 1036 and encodes 337 amino acids. The transcript is spliced from 8 exons.
CAGGAGCGUACAGGGAGUCACAAUGUCGCUGCAAACAGCGGUGCCGCGGGCGUUCGGCUCCGUCUUGGGGCGGGCCCCCGUUGCCCUUGGGCAGGGUCUCCUCAGCAAUGGCAGUAAGGGCCAAGGAUUUAAUGGCACCCUGCAGAACAUUAAUGACCAGGUCUACGCUCAGGCAUUCAGCACAAGCAGCUCUGAGGAGGAUAAGCCGAUCAGCAACCAUGCAUCCGCUGGCAUCAAGCUUCCCGGGAUGGCUGGUAUGAUGCUGUUGGGCAAGACACGCACAGGGCUGCGGUCUUCCUCAAUCAUGCCGUUCGCAGCACAGCAGGCGAUGAACAUGUCGACUGCCCCCCAGGUGCAGUCGGGCGCCACCGUGAACUCGGUGCUCAUUGGUAUCUACCGCUUCUGGCGCAGCCAGGCCCCCAUGGAGAAGCCGCACGCCCCCGUGGACGAUCGCAUGCUGCCAGCCAUUGUGGACGCCUCGGACAAGCGGGCAGCCAUUGGCACUUGGGCCUCGGCACUGUUUUGCACCAUCCUGGCCUCCAACCUGUUGGGUCUGGUGCCCACCAACGAGGCCCCCACCUCGGGUCUGGGCUUUGCUACCGGCCUGGGUGUGAGCGUGUGGGCCACUGCCACCGCCCUCGGCCUAUACAAGCUGGGCUUCUCAUUCCCAGGGCACUUCAUCCCAGGUGGCACCCCCUGGCCCAUGGCGUUCAUCUUCGUGCCGCUGGAGACCAUUUCCUACACCUUCCGUGCGGUGUCCCUAGGUGUUCGAUUGUGGGUCAACAUGCUCGCCGGACACACUCUGCUGCACAUCCUGACGGGCAUGGCUCUGGCGCUGCCAUUCUCGCUGUCCUUCUUCGCCAUGGUGCCCGCCACCUUCGCCGUGGCCUGCCUGCUGUCUGCGCUGGUGGGUCUGGAGUACCUCGUGGCGGUGCUGCAGUCGGGUGUCUUCUCCAUCCUGUCCACCGUCUACGUGGGCGAGUUCAACAGCGUCAAGCUGGCGGGCCCGCUGGCCAAGGUCGUCAAGAAGCUGUGAGGCUCACCAGGAGGGCAGCGCGGUGGUGGUAGUAGUGUGUCAUGGAGGUGUGGCGCCAGUGGUUGGGUGUGCGGGUGAUGAAGCGCGGGUCGCGGCGAUAAUGAGUGGCUGUGGUAUGCGGUGCUUGGUUCCGGAGACAUGUCCUGUUGGACGGGUCUGGUCGGGCUGGGGUUGUGCGUCGGCUAGUGUUGAUAGCCGACAUUGAUUUCGCCCAUUUGCGUGUGUAAUACGAAGUGAGGUGUUCUUCCCUAGCCUUUACCUGCUCCAGUCCGACGCGAUGGCAAGGGAAUACGAUGCAGCACACCCUGCACGACCACAGCUUGGCGUAACGAGUAAGAUUGCUUGGCAACACGACGAAGCGAGCCAUAGGGAAUUUAAUGUGGGCGUGCGACAGUUGGCCAAGGUCAAUGCUGCAUGCCAUGGAUGGGGUUCUGGGUAUGGCACCAUUACCCUGCUUGCCUUUUAGUAGAUUGUUGCUUGUAAUACUUCGUGAAAUAUGAACGUCAUUGUUGCGCUCCUUCAAACAGCGUUGCGCAGAUAAAGAUGGGAAUCCGACCCUCCGGAGAUUAUAAAGCAGGCUAAUCCAGCAAUUUUCUUUGCCAAGUCGGCGGAGGCUUGCAGAGCAGAUGAGCCCUGCCCGCCCCGCCACAAAGCACAAGAAAACCACAAGCAGUAACAAAAUAUUUGCUCGUUAGGCGGCCAUAUCGCUAUAUACACACGUCCCUAGCCCACUCCACACUGCUCUAGGGACAUCACGCCCAGAGACUCCUGAAGCACUAGCCGUCAUUCACAAAUCACAUGACGGAAUUAUCGCAGCCCCCAGUGUGCACACAAACCUAACAAAUAUUUUUACCACUCACGAAGUAAUUGUGCAAUAGCCAGCGCCAGCUGCUGCUACUGCUAAUACCGCUGCUGCUGCUGCUGCUGCUGCUGCUGCUGCUGUGUCCGCUGUGUGAUCCACGCACGCCCUGCUAGCCGAGCUUCCAUCCGCCCAACAUACUAUAACCCCCAAUGCCG